Messenger RNA from Acipenser ruthenus (sterlet), 1763 nucleotides. It is a transcript of the gene wdr4, whose product is annotated as WD repeat domain 4. Gene Ontology annotation, cellular component: nucleus; cytosol; tRNA methyltransferase complex. The transcript is spliced from 11 exons. The record is from RefSeq and is a predicted model, not a curated record. Gene Ontology annotation, biological process: RNA (guanine-N7)-methylation. Gene Ontology annotation, molecular function: protein binding; tRNA (guanine(46)-N7)-methyltransferase activity. NCBI's taxonomy places the organism in Eukaryota, Metazoa, Chordata, Actinopteri, Acipenseriformes, Acipenseridae. The coding region runs from base 63 to 1268 and encodes 401 amino acids.
GUCAAUAACGUGAGACAUUCUAGUUUACGGUACGUCUUCACGUGAGCAUAGUUUGAGAAGAUAUGGCGCUGCUGGGGAUCCAUAAGGAGCUGUUGGUUUGCAGCAGCGGGAGCAAGUUCUUAGCAAUUAACACUGAGGAAAACAGUGAAGCUGGAAAGUCAUUUGUUUUUGAUUGCAGCACUGCUUCAAAGAAGUCUCAGGAGAAUGACAAUAAAGGAGAUGACGGAGGCUCAGAAGAAAAAGGAAGUGACAAGAUUUUAGCUUUCACCUUCUCCUCUUCAGGGCAAUAUUUUUCUCUCACAGAUGACAACAAGCGUCUUAUUCUAUUCCGCACCAAGCCUAUUUGGAAAUGUCUUAGCAUCAGGUACGUAGUUCGAAGAUGCACUGCUUUAACAAUAACACAGUCCGAGGACCAGAUCCUGGUAGCAGAUAAAUCGGGAGAUGUGUAUUCCUUCUCGAUUGUGGAGCCUCAGAGACCAGCAGAACUCAAACUGGGCCAUCUCUCAAUGCUACUGGGUGUGACAUUGAGCUACAAUGACAAAUAUGUUAUAACCGCAGACAGAGAUGAGAAGAUUCGUGUCAGCAUUUUGAAGUCCCCAUACAACAUAGAGUCCUUCUGCCUGGGUCACACAGAGUUUGUAAGUGCUGUGAUUGUUAUCCCUGAUCAUCCAAAGCAACUUCUUUCUGGAUCUGGGGAUGGAACUUUGAGGCUCUGGGAAUACAAGUCUGGAAGAGAGCUCCAGUGCUGGGACCUGAGAGAACUUAAUGACCCCAAACAAAAGGACAAUGAGAAGAAGUUUGCUGUCUCAAGAAUAGCCUGUUCUCGUAAGGGAGGCCACGUUGCUGUCUUGUGUGACAGCUUUCCAGCAGUACACCUGUUCCAAAUCGACACGGGGACUCAGAGGCUGGAGUUCAAAGAGACGGUCCGGUUAGCACACAAUUCCUGGGAUGUUGCCUUUGACGAGUCUGCAGGACUGUGGGUCCUUCAACAGAAUAAAGUGUCAACAGCUACUCUGUACAGACUCAGAGAAGGUCACUGGCAGUGUGCAGUUGAAGACCCAAAGCUUAAGACGACAGUGGACAUUCUUUCUAACCACUGGGACAUGUUCCAAGUGUCUCUUGAUGCAGAGAGCCGCUACCACAACCUGUAUAAGUCAGUCUUUGACAACAUGGCAGCUUACCUGCUGAAGAAGGAGGAGAGGAUUCAGCAGCAAGGAAAGAGGAUGAAAGGUCAACUCCCAGAAUCCAGCGGGGCAAAGAACAUUUAAACAGAGAAGCCCACAUUCUGACAUCGUGACCUUUUUAAAAGAAUUGCUGGAUACAUGAUCAGUAUUUAUUUGUGACGGAGAGCCUACUGUGCAUUGGCUAAAGAAAUCUGCAAGGUUAGAUUCCUUGGGAAUAUUCACCAUUUAUAUUUGAAAGUGUACGAGGUAUUAUUGUAUUUGUAAUUACUUUGUACAGAUUACAAUGUUUAUAAAGUUAGUAGGUCACUUUGUAAUGCUCUGUACCUAAAGGUGUUUCUGCAUUAGCUUUUUGAUACUCAAGCCAUUUGUCUGAGAAGGGUUACAUUUAUUGAGAAUAUUAAAAUAACAUAGAAUGUAGCAUUUUACUACCUGUUAAUUUGUUUUGGCAGUAUAGCAAAAUAGCUUACAUACAUUAUACCCUCACAACGUAGAGACUGUGUACUAUUGACCAUUUGUGUUCUACAUCACUGUAUUGUUUUUGUCAACAGGCUGACAGCAAAAUAAAUUGAUAUAACCAAA